GCAAAUUUGAAUGGGGCACUGGCGCAGAAGAGAAGCAGGUCCGUCCGGCAUCUUUGCUGUCCACUUCUGCUUCUGCGCAGCGUGCUGUGCGGAAAUUUUACGAUGAGUUGCAUGAAUUGACGGAAGCAGGUCACAGCCCGAUCGCGUCGCGCAAUGUGAAGCCCUUCCAUGCACGUUUGCUAGCAUCCUGCACCAAAGAUCCCAUCACUUUGUCAGACGUUGGCAAUCACAUCACGUGUCUGAAAGGGGCUUCCAAUGUCCAAAAGCGCAUGGACGUAUUGCAGAAAUUGCAAUCCUUAGGCUUAGGGGAGGUCCGCUCCGGCCGGCGUCUGCCUAACAAUCCAGAUAGUGCUCGGGCAUUGGACUUCUACCGGCACCCCUGGUCUCCGGCAAUCGGCGCGGUCCUUCGUGACCUUUCUGUGCCGGAGUCUUUGUGGCCGACGAAACAAGACCCCCCACUCCAGGACGAUGAUGCUCGUUUGCCGCCCAUGGCAGGUGCUGGCAGGCGUGGACGGCCUGUACAUGAAGAGACACCAUACACGGUCACGAAUUCUUUGGUUGUGGAGCUUGGGUUUGAAAACAAGCAAGCAUUCCUGGAGCACGAGCGUCAAUGGGCAUCAACACUCUUGCCAAACAAAGUCUUGAACAUUCGCUUUCAAUGGUACGACUACAAGGCCGGCUUCAAAGCGUUGCUCUGGUGCAAUUCCUGCACGGAAUGCCAAAACAAAGGUGGCUGGAAGGGCUAUUCUGUCUACACUUUGGCAACAAAGAAGCUCGAGCGCGCAUACACCCCCGUGGAAAAGCAUGGGGAGACCGCGCACCAAGGCGUGGACACCGUUGACCAGCCUGAUGACGCUUGGCUGCAGCGAUGGGGAAGCAAUCACCGUCCCCGCCGUCCUGAGGGGGCUUCUCCGUCGCAGUGGGUGGAGUCAGACUGGCGCCAGUUGAUCCGAGAUUUGGGAACCAUUGAUGGCCUUCAAGAUGUCACUGACUGCCUCAAAGUGGCCGCGUCUUCAUUUGAUGAUCCCAAGCACACAAUCAUUGUGUUUUGCAACCCGCAACUGACCGCAACUUCUUUGAACAUGCUUGAGAACCAAACUUAUGUGAAGCUCUGUGGUGACGGGACAUUUCGUUUGACCGAUAAAGAGUGGAUUUUUCUCACACUUGGUGCCCUUUCCAAGCAUUGUGCUCCCAAAGCAUCCGUGUUUCGGACUACUUUUAAUCCAGUAUUGUUCGCUUUGACGAACAACGAAAGUGAGCAGACCUACACAUUCUUCUUCGAAGCUGCGUGCCAGUGCGCGCUGCAGUUCACCAACAUUCGAUUGCCGGAAGUCUGUGGGCAAUAUCAUGCGGAUCUGCAUUGGGGCGAGGAUGCCGCUCAGAAGAAUGUGUUUCCAGCCGCCCAAAAAGUUGCUGAUUGGGCCCAUUUCACUGGUGCAUGUACCCGUAGUGCCGUAGCCAAAAAGCAUCCGGCCGCUGGGGAUGAGAAAUUCACGGCUUUUCGAAAAGGUGUUUGGGUCACAGCAAAAAAUCAUUUGUCUCCUGCAGGCCGAACGUUGAUGCCAUUGAUUGAGCGUGCAUAUGAUGUGCAUGAGCAUGCAGGCAGUGUUUUUUUCGGAAUGCAGCGCACCCUGGCGCGCUAUGACAGGAGCGUAGAUAAGUGGAAUUCCACAGAAGACGCCGAUGUUCCCCCAGUUCCUGCCGAAACUGCAUCUUUGUUAGCUCGUCUUUGCCGCGCAGCUGAUUCGGAAUCUUUGCGCAGUGCACUUGUAGACUUGGAUUUGAGCCUGGCGCCAUGUCACUUGGACGGGGCGGAGGCUUCUAAGUUUUGGCGUCGCCAGCCACUAGAGGGUGAGCAUACGGCUUCUCACACCCAGGGCUUAUACCACUUUUGUCACGAGUUCUCAGUGCAUGGUUCGUGUGAACAUCUGCAGGUUGCCUUUCUGCACUUGAAGCUUAUUUCGUUGCAAGCGGCCGAAUUUCCAAAGCGGCAACGCACAGCAAAUCCUUGGCAGGCUGACGCUUGGGCCGAAUACUUCCGUUCUGAAUGCGUUGAUGUCCACAUGAUUAUUUCCAUGGGUGUCGCGGACCUCAAAACUGUGCUUCAGCAUGUUCCAGCCGGCGUCCUGUUCCGCCUUCACACCGCAGCUUCACAGCGGCUGGAAGAGGACAAUGCAAGAGCGUCCAUGGGCGAUGAGGAAGACAAUGAGGAGCCAAUGAAAGACCAGGCGCGUUUGAUGAAGAUAUGUGACAAAGAGGAGCCCAUGGAAGACCAGGCGCCUUGGAAGAUUUCUGAGCGCCGCCUCUUCCCUGAUGUGGUUCAGCGUGUUGAUUUCCUUUGCGCCAGAACCUGCCGUGGCGAGCAACAGGGCCACUUGUGGGCAAUGCUUUUCCCA
Cladocopium goreaui is the source of this 2396-nucleotide messenger RNA. The record is from the annotation of a GenBank genome assembly. NCBI's taxonomy places the organism in Eukaryota, Dinophyceae, Suessiales, Symbiodiniaceae.